Messenger RNA from Mesocricetus auratus (golden hamster), 1841 nucleotides. RefSeq names its product Ras like without CAAX 1 (gene Rit1). Gene Ontology annotation, molecular function: GDP binding; GTPase activity; GTP binding. NCBI's taxonomy places the organism in Eukaryota, Metazoa, Chordata, Mammalia, Rodentia, Cricetidae. The record is from RefSeq and is a predicted model, not a curated record. Gene Ontology annotation, biological process: Ras protein signal transduction. Gene Ontology annotation, cellular component: plasma membrane. The transcript is spliced from 7 exons. Bases 230 to 880 code for a protein of 216 amino acids.
GGGGGCGGGGCUCCAGGGUCCCGCCCCUACCACCGGCGCCAUCUUCCUGGACCCGGGCGGGGCACUGGGCUGAGCGGCGCCGCUCGGGAAGGAACGCGGGCUGCUACCCGGAUUCGACUGUCUUCAAAGGACUGAGACCAACGCGGAGAGGGAGCAGACGUGGGUUUCCUGGUGUUCCUCAGUGAGCGGGGAGGCCUUUCCCAGCGGCCCGCGACUGCCCAAGAGGACAAUGGAUUCUGGAGCUCGCCCAGUUGCUAGCAGCCCCGCAGCGCUCUCACGAGAAUAUAAACUAGUGAUGCUGGGUGCUGGUGGCGUUGGCAAGAGCGCCAUGACAAUGCAAUUCAUCAGCCACCGAUUCCCAGAAGAUCAUGACCCCACCAUUGAGGAUGCUUAUAAGAUCCGGAUCCGCAUCGAUGAUGAGCCUGCCAAUCUGGACAUUCUGGACACAGCUGGACAGGCAGAGUUUACAGCCAUGCGGGAUCAGUAUAUGAGGGCAGGAGAAGGAUUUAUCAUCUGUUACUCGAUCACGGAUCGUCGAAGUUUCCAUGAAGUUCGAGAGUUUAAACAACUUAUCUACCGUGUCCGACGCACUGAUGACACACCCGUGGUUCUUGUGGGAAACAAGUCCGACUUGAAGCAGCUGAGACAGGUCUCCAAGGAAGAGGGAUUGGCUCUGGCGCGAGAAUUCAACUGUCCCUUUUUUGAGACCUCUGCUGCAUACCGUUACUACAUCGAUGAUGUUUUCCAUGCUCUUGUACGGGAGAUACGUAAGAAAGAAAAGGAGCUGGUGUUGGCCAUGGAGAAAAAGUCUAAACCCAAAAGCAGCGUAUGGAAGAGGCUGAAGUCACCGUUCAGGAAGAAGAAGGACUCUGUAACUUGAGGAGAGUGUGAAGGGUCUGCUGUGAACUGUGGCGCUGCUCCAGGCGGUCCAGUAAUCUGCAAUGAUGAGCAUGCUGUCUGCUCUCUCUCCCACUAUUCUAAAUGUCACUGGUGAGGGGGACAUGUCCACUAGGAGUUUUCAAUGAUUCACUAUUUAAAGCCCUGUCUUAGUUGACUCUGAUUUAUUAACUCAUCAGAGCACUGUCUGCUCCUUAAUUGUCACAUUAGAAUUUGGUCUGCCAUUGUUUUGGUUAUGUUGCUGAUGUGAAUUAACUCGUGUAAAUUGUUUAUGCCCAGGAGAAUAUGUAUUCCGUGUGCACUUGACUAGGGUUACAAAAGGGACUUUGUGCUAUGUACGUCCACCGUCCUUCAACUUGAGCUUCCUGGUUCUGUCUCACAGAAGGACCUCCGCCUUGUUUUUCACACUGUACAUCUUGGAGACACAAAAAUGGAACAGGGAAACUAAUGCUAAAGAGAUUGGUGCUAAAGGUGGGUAGGUGUCUGUGGAAUGGACUCCUGUUAUAGGUUAUGGAGUGAUGAGGUUUAGGGAGAUACUUCUGUGUGACACCACUGGAAACAUACAGGGUCAGAACAGUGUUCCCAUGAUGAGCCUGUCAAGCGCACAUUUGACCCAAAGGCACUCAGGUGGAAAAAGAGACAGAAGCGGAGACACAAUGAAGGACCCUCUUUAACACACUUUCCUCCUCUUUCAGUGGCGUGCCUUUCCUUACCUUUGAAGGCUGGCACUUUGAGAACUGCUUUUGGAUCUGGGACCAUCACAAGAUCACUCGAUUCUUAUUUAAAUCGUUUCUUGGGCUAGGCAUGGUAACUCAUUGCUGUAAUCCUAGUUUUUAAGACUAAAGCAGGAGGACUGCCGUGAGGCUAGCCUCUGCUACGGAAUGAAAGCCUGUCUCAGAAAAACAAAACCAAAAAUAAAUAAAUUCUUUCUUAGGACAGCUACA